AUGGUUGUUACGAUGCCAUUCCACCCUGCUUUAAUGGCGGAUAUGAACGGUCAAUUACUACCGAACUUCAAUGGCGGGAACCCUUGGGCACACCAUCCGCUAACACAACUUUCUCAAAUGGGCCAACUUGCCAACUCUGGUUUCAUGUUCUGGAACCCCACCGUGAUGAACAACAACUCUCUCCAACUUCAACUCCAGCAUUUCAAUGCAGGAAUGCGAAAUCGACGUCAACGUGGAAAAUACCCCGUUCCAAAAGUUGAGCCAAACUCGCAUAAUAAUUUUCCGAGGCACAGGGCGCAGGGACUUGUGAACAGAGAUAGUAAUCCACAAGAGAAAUCUAAAGAGAGUGGAAUCGCCAGCGCGAAUACCUCCAGCCAAUAUGAUGGCUCUGUGGGUUCACGCUUCACCGUCCAGACGAAUACUAUAGGACAAAAGGUCAAGCACGAGCCGCACAUGUCGAGAAGAAUGAGUUCUACUUUGAAGUCGCGCAAUGGAAUGAGCCACAAUGGUACCUUCAACCAGUCGCCUAUUAAAAAUGAGAAACAAUCGUUUGUCUUGGUUGCUGGCAAUGACUCUAUCGUUGUUGAUGUUGAAGAUAAAGGAAAUGGGCCAGGUGUGACCAUAAGACAGACACCACAAUGGGCCGAGAAACCACCGACAAUAAAAAACGAAGAGCCAAAAAGCUACGCUGAUCUCAAUACUAAAGAAGAUCAAAAAUGCAAUAAACAAGAUGAAGAAAAUCAAUGGGAAACAGAGGAAGAAUUACAGGUCAAGCCAUAUAUGCCGCGAAAAGGGGCGAUGCGGAAAGGAGUAUCCGAAAAUUUCCUUGCCGAGAUGCUUCCUAGUACUGUCAGAACAGUCUCGAGGCAACUCUUCAAGGAUCGACCCUUGAAGCGGUUGGAUCCAAACUCCACCGCCAGAUUGACGAAACGAGUAUCGAUGAACUCUUCGAUCAACGCGCCUGUGCGUUCCAAUCCUGCUGGCAGCAGGUCCAAGAAGAAAGCACGAAGAAUUAGUAAUGUGAAGGAUUCGGCAAAAGUACUGCGCGAGAAGAGACGAAAACAGCCGACAAUACAUGAGGACGGGGAUGUCGUCUUCACGGCGACACCAGUAACCGCAUCGAGCUGCGACGAUUCCAAGGAAAACCCGAAAAAACGAAAAGGAUCCUCCUUCGCGCGAUCUCUCUCGAAAAUCUUCAAUAAAAACAACAAAAAGAAGGGAAUGAGCUAA
Messenger RNA from Oikopleura dioica, 1230 nucleotides. The record is from the annotation of a GenBank genome assembly. NCBI's taxonomy places the organism in Eukaryota, Metazoa, Chordata, Appendicularia, Copelata, Oikopleuridae.